Ostreococcus tauri is the source of this 435-nucleotide messenger RNA. Its product is annotated as Adaptor protein complex, sigma subunit. Gene Ontology annotation, biological process: protein transport; clathrin-dependent endocytosis. The transcript has a single exon. Bases 1 to 435 code for a protein of 144 amino acids. Gene Ontology annotation, cellular component: intracellular membrane-bounded organelle; AP-2 adaptor complex. Lineage: Eukaryota; Viridiplantae; Chlorophyta; Mamiellophyceae; Mamiellales; Bathycoccaceae. Gene Ontology annotation, molecular function: clathrin-cargo adaptor activity. The record is from RefSeq and is a predicted model, not a curated record.
AUGAUCCGGUUCAUCUUAUUACAGAACCGUCAGGGCAAAACCAGACUGGCGAAGUACUACGUCCCGCUCGACGACGACGAGAAACGCCGAGUCGAGAGCGACGUCCAUCGAUUGGUCGUCAACAGAGACCCCAAGCACACCAACAUCUGCGAGUUCCGUGGGAACUCGAAGAUUGUCUAUCGGAGAUACGCCGGACUAUUCUUCUCGUUGUGCGUCGACCUGAACGAUAACGAGCUGACGCACCUGGAGUCGAUUCACCUAUUCGUGGAGAUGCUCGAUCACUUCUUCGCAAACGUGUGCGAGUUGGACUUGGUGUUUAACUUUCAGAAAGUGUAUCUGUUGGUGGAUGAGUUCAUUCUGGGGGGAGAAGUGCAAGAUACGAGUAAGCGGGCGAUCAUGGAGCGCUUGGCGGAGCUCGAGCGGUUGAAGGAUUGA